GACGCGGUGAGUGCAAGAGGUCGGCGAUUUCGGGGGAUCUGCUGAGAGAGUUGUUGCGUUGUUAGUGGUUAUGCAACAUUCCAUUGGCUUUAUUGACGGCUGCCCUUCACUGCUUGGACACCUUGACCAUUAAGGCAACUUGUGUUAAAUCAGAGACAUGUCUGGUAGUUUUUAUUUUGUUAUAGUUGGACACCAUGACAACCCUGUUUUUGAAAUGGAGUUUCUUCCAGCAGGCAAAAUGGAGCCCAAAGAUGAUCACCGACACUUGAACCAGUUCAUAGCUCAUGCUGCUCUGGAUUUAGUAGAUGAGAACAUGUGGUUAUCCAACAAUAUGUAUUUGAAAACUGUUGACAAGUUCAAUGAAUGGUUUAUCUCUGCAUUUGUUACAGCUGGACAUAUGAGAUUUAUUAUGUUGCAUGAUGUGCGUCAAGAAGAUGGAAUAAAAAAUUUUUUUAACGAUGUCUAUGAUUUGUACAUUAAGUUUGCCAUGAAUCCAUUUUAUGAACCUAAUACCCUAAUUCGAUCAACAGCUUUUGACAGAAAAGUUCAGUUCUUAGGAAAGAAGCAUCUACUGAGUUGAACAAAUAUAAAUAUACUGAAGAUUACAGGAUAUCAGAAGUACCUUUAACUGUGUAUAGCAUAUUGUCUGUAUUGGUAACUUUACUCUUCAACUGUAUUAUUCCUUUGUGUAUAUGUAUUUAUUUAUAUAAAGAAAUCAAUGUUGGGCUUUGGCAUAUAUAUUUACUAAGUGCAAGUUAUGUUAGUUACUUGUGUAGGUUGCCUUACAGCAAGUCUGUGCCUGUUGAACACUUUUCUUUGUAAUUAAUCAGCCAUAUCUCAAAAAUUGUGCUACAUCUAUAUUAAAUCUUGAAACUUCAGCUUAAA
Molecule: messenger RNA, 885 nt
Organism: Chiloscyllium plagiosum (whitespotted bambooshark)
Lineage: Eukaryota; Metazoa; Chordata; Chondrichthyes; Orectolobiformes; Hemiscylliidae
Source: RefSeq, a predicted model, not a curated record